This is a messenger RNA of Aureobasidium vineae, 576 nucleotides long. The record is from the annotation of a GenBank genome assembly. NCBI's taxonomy places the organism in Eukaryota, Fungi, Ascomycota, Dothideomycetes, Dothideales, Saccotheciaceae.
AUGGCGGAAAUUCGUCGCAAGCUCGUUAUCGUCGGUGAUGGUGCAUGUGGAAAGACCUGUCUCCUCAUUGUCUUCUCCAAGGGUACCUUCCCUGAGGUCUACGUCCCCACCGUCUUCGAGAACUACGUCGCCGAUGUCGAGGUCGAUGGCAAGCACGUCGAACUCGCCCUCUGGGAUACCGCUGGCCAGGAAGAUUACGACAGACUGCGCCCUCUCUCCUACCCCGACUCGCACGUCAUCCUGAUCUGUUUCGCCGUCGACUCGCCCGACUCUCUUGACAACGUUCAGGAGAAGGUCCUGCAUUUCUGCCAGGGUCUUCCCAUCAUCCUUGUUGGAUGUAAGAAGGAUCUCAGACACGACCAGAAGACCAUCGAGGAACUUCACAAGACUUCGCAGACUCCUGUUACCGAGGAGCAGGCCAGACAAGUCAAGGACAAGAUUGGUGCCAAGGAGUACAUCGAGUGCUCGGCCAAGACCAACGAGGGUGUCCGUGAGGUCUUUGAGCACGCCACUCGUGCUGCCCUCACUUCAAGAAAGGAGAGGAGUAGCAGCCGCAAGAAGUGCCUGAUCCUGUAA